Molecule: messenger RNA, 2237 nt
Organism: Clupea harengus (Atlantic herring)
Lineage: Eukaryota; Metazoa; Chordata; Actinopteri; Clupeiformes; Clupeidae
Gene: tbc1d24
Product: TBC1 domain family, member 24
Source: RefSeq, a predicted model, not a curated record
CUUAUUCAUGUCAUCGUUGUGUUUUAUUGUAGGUAGAGUGAGCGAUAACUUUUACUGUCCAGCUUGACAGUCCCGUGUUUUGUUGUAAACAUACGUUUUAUUAGCCGAGUAUUGAGUACGCCUGCUUUAUGUGUCCUUUUGAAAGUGUCAUUCACUUGCAAACGACUGGAUUGCGUUCAGUUCAGCGCACUUCGCUCCGCCAGAUGGGAACGCCUCGCGCGCACACAUGGCAUAUCAUUACACGAUCGUAUGACAUCACUGCGCAUGCUCCAAUGACCCUAACCUGAACACUAUCUCCAGCUUGAAGACAUCUGACCAGGGAUGCUAUGGGCGGCUAGCUGUCCCUCCUCUCUCUCCUCCUUCGCCUGCCGAGUGGCUGCAAUCUCUGCAAAGUUUCAGCCCCAUAUCUGUCAGCCCUGGUGACAUAAGCCUCUAGCCAUGGCAGAGGAGGACUAUGGCCGUUACGUGGACUGGACCCAGAUGGGUGAGGGGGCAGCAGCAGCAGCCAGCGCCAGUCCAAUGAAGGGCGACGGCAAGGUUGACCCACGGGAGCUGAAGUCCCAGGCACGCUCAGGGGUCUGGGCCAGGAGCCACAAGCAGCGGGCGCUGGUCUACCAGCAGCUGGUCCGUGCCAUACCCUGCCGCACGGUCACGCCCGACGCCUUGGUCUACCGCGACCUGAUGGGGGACGGAGGGGGGAAGCGCCAGGCCUCCUCGCUCCCGCUCCCAGACUUUGUGGACGACACACCGGUGCCGUCCUACUGCCUCAAGGCGGAGGCGGUGGGAGCGGCGCAUGCGGUCAUCUCCUGCGUGGCGUCGCAGUUUCCAGACAUCUCCUUCUGCCCGGCGCUGCCCGCCGUGGUGGCGCUCCUGCUGCACUUCAGCCCCGACGAGGCGCGCUGCUUCGAGGCCGUCAGUCGCAUGCUGGCCUGCAACGAGCCGGGGCGCCGCCUCAUGGACCAGACCUUCCUGGCCUACGAGUCGUCCUGCAUGACCUUCGGGGACCUGGCGCACAAAUACUGCCCGGGAGCGCACAAGCUGGUGGUGGCCACGGCAACCGACGUCCUGGAGGUGUACUCAGACUGGCAGCGCUGGGUGCUGGGCGAUCUUCCCUUCCCCCACGCGGCCCGUGUGGUCGAUGUGUACCUGGUGGAGGGCUACAAGGUGCUGUACCGUGUGGCGCUAGCCCUGCUGAAGUUCUACCGCAAGCAGAAGGCGGCGUCUGCGGGCUCCGGGAAGCCGCCCCCGGCUCAGCAGGAGUCCUCCGUCAUCCGAGCUGACAUCCAGACCUUCGUCAAGGGCAUCGGCUCCAGCGUCACCCCUGACAAGUUACUGGAGAAGGCCUUCUCCAUCCGCCUGUUCAGCCGCAAAGAGAUCACGCUGCUGCAGCUGACCAAUGAGAAGUCCCUGCAGCAGAAGGGCAUCACGGUCAAACAGAAACGGCGUAAUGUGCAGCUUGCAGUGAAUGCGGAUAACUUCUCCUCCGAGAUUGUCAGUGCCAAGGAGAUAAGGGAUAUCUGGUCCUGGAUCCCUGAGCGCUUUGCUCUGUGCCAGCCAGAGCUGCUGUUCACCACGUCAACGCAUGGCUGCAGCCUCAACAGGUUCUACUCCCACACUGAGGGCCACGAGCCCACCCUUCUCCUGCUGCGCACCACAGAAAGAGAGGUGUGUGGAGCCUUUCUGUCCACUGAUUGGGAGGAGCGGAAGAGAGGAGGGAAUAAGCUCAGUUUCUUCGGGACAGGAGAGUGUUUUGUCUUCAGGAUGAAGCCAGAGAUGGAACGCUACGAGUGGGUAGUGAUCAAACACCCAGAACUGGCAAAUGCUGGGCAGUCGCAGAGCUUGGACCUGGUAGACGAGGACCCGCCUGACAACGAUGCCAACUCCAACGCUGAUGGCCACACACACACCCUCCCCGUGGAGCCCACUGGCCCCAACCCCUCGGAGCGCCUCUCCCCCUUCCUCUCGGCCCGCCACUUUCAUCUCAACUCCAGGAACACCUCCAUGUUCAUGGCCGGGAACUUUGACUCCAUCAUCAUCGGUGGAGGUGAGGGCAAUGCGCUCUACAUCGACGCUGAGCUGAACCACGGUCGCUCAGGCCGCUGCACCACCUUCGAUAACCCCCCACUCUGCACUGAGAGCUUCCAGGUGGCGGUGCUGGAGGUGUGGGGCUUCCAGGACGCCAUGGCCGGCUGAACACACACACACACACACUCACACACACUCACACACACACAUAC